AGCGCUGUAGAAAACAACCUCCAAGCAACAACAGCAUUGUAGCAAAGUGACAAUGUCGAAGCAAUAUUUGACCACCCAUACGGUGGACGACGCCCAUAUCACAGACAUAUUCUCGCUGGCAGCAACACAAAAGACACUGCUCUCAGCCAGUGGCUCUUCAACGCUUCACGUACAUGAUACCACUGACCCUUCUUUCCCUCUGAAGCAGUCCAUCUCUGGUGCCCACAAGCUAGGCUGCCACCACAUCUGCACAUCGCGCAACGGCCUCUACGCCGCCAGUGCUGGCUUCGGGGGCGAGGUCAAGAUAUGGGAGUAUAACAAAGAGACUGGCGAGUGGAGCGACGGCGGCGAAGUUACGGGUCCAACGGUCAAACCAGGUGAAGUAUGGGCGAUUGCUCUCAGCGAGGAUGGAGGCUACCUGGCGGGCACCACCAACGAUGGCAGAAUCAACGUGUGGGACGUCGCGGAUCGGAGCAGAGCCAAGAUUCGCGAAUACGAAACGGGCAGCGCGGGCUCAGGCAGCUUUGGCAUGUGCGUGGAUCUCAGUAGGGAUGGGAAAUUCACGGCAAGCGGGCAUCAGAAUGGCUCGGUCUACGUGUUCAACAAUGAUACGGGGAGGAUUCUAUAUUCCCUGUCCGGCCUUGCCAAGCCCGUCCGAGCAGUAGCGAUAUCGCCUGCUGGCACUCGAGUGGCCGCCGCGGGUGAUGCAGGCAUCAUCGCCCUUUAUGAUACAAAGCACGGAGAACACGUGGGCAACCUUACGGGACAUUCAUCAUGGAUCACGUCACUCGACUGGAGUGAUACUGGAGAAUACCUCCUUAGUGGCUCAAUGGAUGGGAAAGUGAAGGUAUGGUCAAUUGAGCGCGGUGUUUGUGUAGCAACACACAGCGAGACGGAUAAGGCCUUGUGGGCCGUCCGGUGGCUGCCCAAGACUGCACGCAGUGAGAUGUUCUGCACUGGUGGCGCAAACAGGAGCAUUUCAUUCUAUAGAGAGGCAACAGGAAGUUGAGAUUAUCUCGGGCAGAGCAGAUUAGAACAAUAUCUUGGCGUUAUAUUAGUAGGUACGCAAUGAACAUGAAAGCGACCUCAUACCUCGUUGAAACUGG
This is a messenger RNA of Trichoderma asperellum CBS 433.97, 1106 nucleotides long. RefSeq lists its product as uncharacterized. Gene Ontology annotation, cellular component: nucleus. Gene Ontology annotation, molecular function: protein binding. The record is from RefSeq and is a predicted model, not a curated record. Lineage: Eukaryota; Fungi; Ascomycota; Sordariomycetes; Hypocreales; Hypocreaceae.